Microstroma glucosiphilum is the source of this 876-nucleotide messenger RNA. RefSeq lists its product as hypothetical. Lineage: Eukaryota; Fungi; Basidiomycota; Exobasidiomycetes; Microstromatales; Microstromataceae. The record is from RefSeq and is a predicted model, not a curated record. The transcript has a single exon. Bases 258 to 701 code for a protein of 147 amino acids.
AACUCUGAGAGAGACCCCUUCGACAGUCUCGCCGAUGAGGAAGAGGUGUUUCUCGACGAGCAGGAUGAGGACGAGGACACCUUCAUUGUCAUCGAUGCAGGUACCGACGAAGAGAGCGUCGUCGGCGCCUAAUGGACGGGAGCUCGUGCCGCGAUGCCAAGGCGGGCCGGGCGGUGCCUGAACCAUGAAGGUUGUCCUGCGGAGCUCCGAUACGUUGCCGCUGCCGUCCCUGAUUGGCGGCGACUGACUCGAGUCGAAUGCCGUUCUUCCGAGAUGUAUGCACCCCUCGUAAUGUCUGUUCAUCUUCCUCUUGCUGUGUGCUUCGUGUCUGUGUCAAUCUGUCGGAAAAUAUCUUUGCCAUACUCAUCCUGAUCAUUAGUGUCACUGGCUCCCCAGACGGUCCACUACGGUACGAUUUUUGCUCUAGUCGGCAUCUCCCCUCCCCGACCCACUGCAAUGGCGUGAGUGGUGGGGUGACUCCGACGCCCGAGGUUUCAAGGCGCCUCGAGUCUAGUCUAGUAGGCCGCGUUGCGCCGAGGCGUGAGUCUUGGUGGAUUCCUCGUCAGCGGAUGCCCGCGCGGCCACUCCCGGUCGGCGGCGUUCCAUUCAGACUAGACAGCAAAGGGCGGGAAGGAAGUCAACCAAGGCAACCUCGCCGGGCGCACGCCGUCCGUCCGCCUGUCGCUCGCGCUUGGCUCUGAGGGGCGGGCGAGCGGCCAGGCGUCUAAUAUUAUCAAUCCCGUUCGUGCUUCUUCUUUCCAACACAUCCCCUCGUAUCAUUUCCCCCCACGCGACCCCUCUACACACCACUACCUCACCUCUUCCCAGCUCCAGCACACGACAGAUACAUUCAUCAUGGCUGCCGCCGCUUCCCUC